Messenger RNA from Plectropomus leopardus (leopard coralgrouper), 1805 nucleotides. RefSeq names its product RAD9-HUS1-RAD1 interacting nuclear orphan 1 (gene rhno1). NCBI's taxonomy places the organism in Eukaryota, Metazoa, Chordata, Actinopteri, Perciformes, Serranidae. Gene Ontology annotation, cellular component: nucleus; chromosome. Gene Ontology annotation, biological process: DNA damage checkpoint signaling; cellular response to ionizing radiation; recombinational repair. The record is from RefSeq and is a predicted model, not a curated record.
GGGAAAUAAUAAGUAAGAAGAGGACGGAAAACAAAAGAAGUUAAUAGCAGACAUCGAAAGUGGAAUAACUAAUCGUUUAUACAUUUAUUAAUUGUUUACAAUAAUGACAAUGUCUUGCGUGAAGUAUCACAUUUAGGUCAUUGGGAAUGAUUUCUAUUAAUGCCCCGUAAAAGAGCCAGAAAGACAGAUAAGUCUCCCCUGCGGUUCCUGGAGCGACCUUUGUGUGGAGCCAGACUCCAAAAUGUGCCUGAAGUCCGAGCAGCACUCAACCCCAGAGAGUAUUUCACAGAAACACAGAACCAGAACCAGAACCAGAACAGCUCAGCUCUUAACUCUUGGGUAAGCCCACAGUUUGACAGUACAGUUGCAGCUGCACCUCUACCGAGACGAGGGAGGAGAAAAUGCCACUCCACUACAAGCAUCAUUCACAGUUGCAGUCAGCUGUCCAGGAAAACCAGCGUGUGCAGAUUCCCCUCGUUAUCAUUUCAGACAAGGUCAAGAGACCAUUCUCAUCAGCCAAAGAGUACACGCACAAAGAAGUCUGCAGCGUCUACUGUUGUGUCUGACGCUGGAAAUCAACCACAGGGAUCGGGCCAAAUCAGAAGGACAGUUUCAAGUGCCCAGGACUCAGACACACCAAAGAGACAGCCGACCUCAAUCAGAAAACGCAAUGUGGAGAGACUUUCAGAUUGUGCUGCAUCUUCCAGCAGAUGUUUGGACCAGCCUGAAACUCCAUCGAUUCAAGCGGCAGAGAAAUACAGAAUUUCAGCAGAUGGUGUUUCCACACCUGUUUCCACUGAGUUCUGUAGUGUCAGUCCACCACCUGAUGUGGACACUCCAACAGUAAUUCAAGAGGGGAGUCCCUCCCUCAGCUCUCUACACUGGCUCCUGGCUCAGCCGUGCACACCACCAUGUAAUCAGCCACCUGACAUUUUAGUGGCUGACACACCAGAGAGGGAUUAUGGGGUGAAGGUGACGUGGAGGAGGAGGAGGGGGUUGAUGAUGCUGUUAAAAGAGAGGGGCCACCUCUCUGAUGCAGAUGCAUUAAUUCACAGCUGAUGUAGAGAUUUGGGACAAAGAGGAUCAGGCUGUGAUAUCAACAGAGAAGAGACAUUAUCAUCGGACCACUUCUGUGACUGUAAUUCUUUCUAUGAACUUUUUUUCUUGCACUGAAUGGAGUUGCUGCAUUUUACUGCAUUUGACCGUUUAUUUCAAUUAAACUUCAUGAUAAGCAAAGGAUGUUAUAACAUUGUCACACAACCAGUCUGCACAGUAGUUGUCAAGAAUUGAAAAAUCAAAUCAAACAAUGGACAAAUUGCAAUAAUAACAUCAGUAUCCAAAUCCCCUGUUUUUACAUCUGACAAUUUCUUAAGACCGAUCCCAUAUAAACUGUACUGUUUGUUGUAGAUUAUAUUGCAAAUCAAAGCAAGCCCUUUUUCUUAAACACUUUGGGAGCCUAUUGUUGGUUAUUGUUCCACCAAAUUUUCUGACCUGUCAAAAUCUGUCACCCAGUUCCCAAUUCCUAACUACUCAAUGACUCACAAAAUUCAACAGUAUAUUAAAGGGAGUCUGGUACCAGGUCACAGGAUCUGACUGUUUUUCAGUUUUCUUGUGCUUCAUCAUUUUAAUGGCAGAUAUGUGAAAUGAGGUUGUGUCUAUCUGGACUGUAACUGGUGUAAAAUGCACACUAUUAAGUAAACAUUAAGUUUAUCACAUGAAAUCUUGAGUGCGUGCUGUAAUUAAACGGAGGGUGCUGCUGAAAUAUAAUUUGAGCUGCUCUUGGUGGUUGUGAGCAAUGCUGUCUA